GGACAAUGAAUUUGAUUUACAAAGAGCGAAUAAGACGCUGAUAGAAGGAACAAGCGAAUAUGUGAAAACUGACAUCAAUGAGUUAACGAAAGCGAUGGAAACUUUAAAGAUAUCACGAGUUGAAAAGAAGUCUGACAAUAACAUUCAAGAAAUAAAAGAUGCAAUUAAAGAUAUGGCAAAAGCAAUGAAAGAUCUAACUAAAAGAGAAGGCAUCCCACGGCAAAAUGAACGGAACACCAGACUUCGAUAUCGCCCUGUGAAUAAGAUCAAAGAUCUCCAGAGAAAGGAUCGAAGCUUGGAUAAGGACAAUGAUAAGCAAAAGGGUCCCGAUAUACAUUUUGUGGAGCUCACCAACGAUGAAUCGAAAAGUAAUACAGAAUAUUUGUUGGCAGAAUUGAUUGAAAGAGAACAAGACAUAGGCGAU
Racocetra fulgida is the source of this 424-nucleotide messenger RNA. The record is from the annotation of a GenBank genome assembly. NCBI's taxonomy places the organism in Eukaryota, Fungi, Glomeromycota, Glomeromycetes, Diversisporales, Gigasporaceae.